AUGCGUUUCACUCCGGUCGUCAUUGCCAGCAUCCUGGCCGCUGUUGUUCAUGCCCAGGACGCCACCACCAGUGCUGAGAGCGCUGCUGCUACCUCUGGCCUCACGGCCGAGCAGCAGAAGUGUAUCAACAGCUGUCCUGCUACCGAUGUGAACUGCCUCGCUCACUGCACUCCCGUCCCGAGCCCCAACGAAGACAACCUUAACAAGCUCCAUGAUUGCGCUGCCAAGUGUGACCAGGGCGACGGAAGCGAGAGCGCCACCCUUGCCUACAGCAACUGCCUCCAGAAGUGUGUUCUUGAGAACUACUACGAUCCCGAGAUCGGCACUCCCAACCAGGCUGGUGCGGGAUCCAGCUCCGGCUCCGGCUCCAGCUCGGGCUCUGGUUCGGGUUCAAGCGACAACUCGAAUGGUGACAGUUCGGAAUCUGGCUCCGCCACCGGAACUGGUUCCUCGGCCUCUGCCACCGAGUCGCCCGGCGCCGCUUCCGGCCUUGCCGUUUCCUCCUCGCUUGGCCUCUUCGGUCUUCUGGCUGCCGCCCUGACGCUCUAA
Scedosporium apiospermum is the source of this 549-nucleotide messenger RNA. RefSeq lists its product as uncharacterized. The transcript is spliced from 3 exons. The coding region runs from base 1 to 549 and encodes 182 amino acids. The record is from RefSeq and is a predicted model, not a curated record. Lineage: Eukaryota; Fungi; Ascomycota; Sordariomycetes; Microascales; Microascaceae.